Molecule: messenger RNA, 2140 nt
Organism: Protobothrops mucrosquamatus (brown spotted pit viper)
Lineage: Eukaryota; Metazoa; Chordata; Lepidosauria; Squamata; Viperidae
Gene: MUS81
Product: MUS81 structure-specific endonuclease subunit
Exons: 18
Coding region: 1-2100 (699 amino acids)
Biological process (GO): mitotic intra-S DNA damage checkpoint signaling; DNA catabolic process; resolution of meiotic recombination intermediates
Cellular component (GO): Holliday junction resolvase complex; nucleus
Molecular function (GO): crossover junction DNA endonuclease activity; 3'-flap endonuclease activity; DNA binding
Source: RefSeq, a predicted model, not a curated record
AUGCCGAAGCCGCCGCAAGAAGGCCCGAACCCUUUAUUUACGCAAUGGCUGCAAGAAUGGCGCGACCAGGCCGCGGAGAGCGGCCGACUGAAGAGCCAACGCGCUUAUGAACGGGCACUGAGCUCUCUCCGCAAAUAUCCCCUCCCUUUGCGCAGCGGCUGUGAGGCUCGGAUCCUGAUGUAUUUCGGGGAGAAGAUCUGCCGUCAGCUGGAUGAACAGCUGGAGAGACACCGCAGCACCCAGGACGCUACAGCGCCGGCCGGUAUGGAAGGAGAGAGGCCUGGGAUCACUACAGGUGGGCCAAUCCCAACUUCUCUGUGGAAAAGUUGUGAAGAUGUGGACCAUCCAACUUCCAGCGACAGGCUGGUGUUACAACCGGCUCAGUCCUCUCUGGAGCCAGUUGAACAUCAAGAGCAAUGCUCAAAGAAAAAGCAGACUGUUCCACGGCAGCGGGCCCGGGCUUACGUGCCAACUCGGCGUUCUCCGGCUUAUGCGGUUCUGUUGGCACUCUACAAUCACACGGUGAAACCUGAUUCUCGGGGCUAUCUGAGCAAACCAGAGCUGCAGAAAACUGCUCAGCCACUGUGUGAUAAAUCUUUCUUUCUGGCCGAUUCUGGAAGUAAGAACACCGCCUGGUCUAUCGUCAGCACUCUGAUUCGCAAGGAGCUAGUCCUCAAGACUAACAUCCCAGCCAGGUUGAUUUUUUUGGGAUAUUCUCUGACCGAAGCAGGGCUGACCGUCGCCCGGGAGCUGCGGGCCUCUGAAGAACUGAAGGAAGACCAUUCCAGCACCCCAAAAACCGCAGCACCCCAAACAGGAGAAACCGCUUUGGAGCAAAACGACGGAAGAUCGUCGGGCUCCGAAAUUUCAGCCAGCAGCUCCACCGGCAAAUACAGCUGCCAAGAGUCGAACUCGGGGCUGUCCAAAGCCCAGUUGGUUUUGCGACCUGGACAAUUUGACGUGAUUCUUUGCGUGGAUUUCAUUGAGACAACAGGAUAUUCUCUGACCGAAGCAGGGCUGACCGUCGCCCGGGAGCUGCGGGCCUCUGAAGAACUGAAGGAAGACCAUUCCAGCACCCCAAAAACCGCAGCACCCCAAACAGGAGAAACCGCUUUGGAGCAAAACGACGGAAGCUCGUCGGGCUCAGAAAUUUCAGCCAGCAGCUCCACCGGCAAAUACAGCUGCCAAGAGUCGAACUCGGGGCUGUCCAAAGCCCAGUUGGUUUUGCGACCUGGACAAUUUGACGUGAUUCUUUGCGUGGAUUUCAUCGAGACGACAGGCGGACCUGCGUCCUGUAAACAGGAGCUGGUGCGCGAACUUCAACGUCACAACGUCCCGUUUAGCAUCCGGAAGCUUCACGUGGGGGACUUCCUCUGGGUGGCCAGAGAGAGGAGGACCCAGUUGCCGCCAACCACGGUUCGUGAGCUGGUGUUAGACUACGUGGUGGAACGGAAACGGAUGCCGGAUUUGUGUGGAAGCAUCAUCGACGGUCGCUUUCGGGAACAAAAGUUCCGCCUACGACAGUGUGGCCUUUCCCACCCCGUCUACUUGGUAGAAGAUGCGAAUUCCGUGCAACAUCUCAGUCUCCCCGAAAAGACGCUGCAACAAGCGAUUGUUAAUACUCAGGUGGUAGAUGGCUUCUUCGUCAAACGUACCCGUGACAUUCGGGAAUCUGCCGCUUAUCUGACCGUCAUGACCCGUCACUUGACCAGGCUGUACGAGGACAAAAUGCUUUUGAGCUGUACCAAACAGGAACUGGAGGACGAGCGCCCCCUGCAGCCCAGGGAGAGCACCUGCAGGCUUCUGACAUUUGCUGAAUUUAACGAAGGGGCUGUAAAGAACAAGGCACAGACGGUGUACGAAGUCUUUGCAAGGCAACUGAUGCAGGUCAGCGGCCUCAGUGGAGAGAAGGCGGCUGCCAUUUUGGAAAAAUACAAAACGCCUGCCAGCCUGAUGAAGGCUUACGCUGCGUGUCCGGAUGCAGAAAAUCAAGAGCAACUUUUGAGCACCAUCAAAUGCGGCCAAUUGCAGAGAAAUCUGGGUCCUUCUCUUAGCAAAACAUUGGCUCAGCUGUACUGCACACCCGGACCGCUGCCUUGAACAUCAAAAGGCUGUGAGAAGUGUGCACUGGCUCUGUGUG